Molecule: messenger RNA, 440 nt
Organism: Trichoderma citrinoviride
Lineage: Eukaryota; Fungi; Ascomycota; Sordariomycetes; Hypocreales; Hypocreaceae
Exons: 1
Source: RefSeq, a predicted model, not a curated record
AUGGCGAUGAGCGCUAUCAAGAGUCCAACCACCCAUGCGCAAUUCCGGCUGGUACCGCAGGUGAAGGCCUGGCACCUUGCCCGCCAGUCCUUGACAAUGUCGACAUAUUGGGGAAUAAUAGAAUUAUGGGGCCCGCCCUGGAGCUCAGUUCCCAUGCACGCAGGAGUCGUCUACAAGGACCCGAAGACGGAGACAAUGGUCGAGGCGUGGUGGGUACACGAUCUUGCGCUGCAGAGACUGUACAUUGCCAAGCUGUCUGUGAAGCGCGGCGAGGGGUUAGAGAUUCCGAUCCGGCUGGUGCUUCGAGCGGCUGUGCAGGAGGCCAUGCGGUUCAAGUUGAGAGAGAUUGUUGCGUGGGACCCGAUCCCGCGGCUCGUGGCCCAGGCGGAGAGGGUGGUCAAGGACUUGGGCCAGGGCAUGACGGUGACGCUAGAGAAUCG